Messenger RNA from Microplitis demolitor, 544 nucleotides. It is a transcript of the gene RpLP2, whose product is annotated as 60S acidic ribosomal protein P2. The transcript is spliced from 4 exons. Lineage: Eukaryota; Metazoa; Arthropoda; Insecta; Hymenoptera; Braconidae. Gene Ontology annotation, biological process: cytoplasmic translational elongation. Gene Ontology annotation, molecular function: structural constituent of ribosome. The coding region runs from base 89 to 433 and encodes 114 amino acids. Gene Ontology annotation, cellular component: ribosome; cytosolic large ribosomal subunit. The record is from RefSeq and is a predicted model, not a curated record.
GCUGCGCUCUUUCCUUUUGGUUUCUUGACGAGAAAUCAUCAAUUCAUUUUAGCGUGUUCCACGUUUCGUGUCGAUACGACUUAAAAACAUGCGUUACGUGGCCGCUUACUUAUUGGCUGUCCUUGGUGGCAAAGCCGCACCAUCCCAGAAUGACAUCGAAAAAAUUCUUUCAUCUGUCGGUAUCGAAGCCGAUGCUGAAAAACUUAAGAAAGUAAUCACUUCACUCGAGGGUAAAUCUAUCGAGGAAUUGAUUGCUGAAGGCCGUACAAAAUUAUCUUCCAUGCCAGUUGGUGGUGGUGUUGCUGCUGCUGCAGCAGCUCCAGGUGCCGCAGCCGCAGCUCCUGCUGCUGAAGAGAAAAAAGAAGAUAAGAAAGCCGCCAAAGAAGACUCUGAAUCUGAAGACGAUGACAUGGGCUUCGGUCUAUUUGACUAAAAUGAUCAUCAAAAAAUUUAAUUAUUCAUUAGCAUCAUCAUUACCAUCUACUGUUGACACAUUUAUACAUUUGUUUUAAUCUGCUGAUGAAUAAAUAAUUUUUUUACUGUA